AUUGCUGUUGUCAAUACAGAUGUCAGUUUUGGAUGACGCACUAUUGAAGAAAAAAAGAAUCUACAUCUAUAUAUUUAUAAAUCGCAAUAAUAAUUCUAAUAGAAAGUGAAUAUUUCAAAUAUUAAUAGUGCUUUUGGACAAAGAGAUAUAUAAAAACAAUCACGAUGAGUUUUUUCGGUAAAAUGUUUGGUGGCAAAAAGGAACAAGCUCCAACUACGGGCGAAGCAAUACAAAAACUACGAGAAACUGAGAAUAUGCUUAUCAAGAAACAAGAAUUUUUAGAAUCCAAAAUCGAAGAGGAACUAAAUACAGCUAGAAAGAAUGCAUCCAAAAAUAAAAGAGUGGCCUUACAAGCAUUGAAAAAGAAGAAGCGUUUAGAAAAACAAUUGCAACAAAUCGAUGGCACCUUAUCUACAAUUGAAAUGCAGCGCGAAGCACUUGAAAGUGCCAACACGAAUACUGCUGUUUUGACAACAAUGAAAAAUGCCGCUGAUGCGCUUAAAGCAGCCCAUCAAAAUAUGGAUGUUGAUAAGGUCCAUGACAUGAUGGAUGAUAUUGCUGAACAACAAGAUGUGGCGCGUGAAAUCUCUGAUGCCAUUUCAAAUCCUGUAGCAUUUGGUGCUGAUAUUGACGAUGAAGAUUUGGAACGCGAACUAGAUGAACUAGAACAAGAGAACUUCGAUAAGGAGAUUAUCGGCAUACCAGAACCUGCAACUACGCUGCCAGAAGUUCCAGAUGACGAAGUUGCUGAAAAGGCAAAAGAAAAGAAGAAGGCCACUAUCUCAAACAAUCUAGAAACUGUCCCUGAUGAUGAUCCCGAUAUGAAGCAAUUAUUGGCAUGGGCCAAUUAAAUAACCAUCUGGUAUUACAGUGAAUAUUCUUUACUCGAGUCUCUUGAGCAUCUUUUUAUCUAUCUCUAAGUCUAAAUAAAACUAAUUUGAAUUAUAAUUUGUGAUUGAUUUUAAAAUCCACCAAAA
Lucilia sericata (common green bottle fly) is the source of this 977-nucleotide messenger RNA. RefSeq names its product charged multivesicular body protein 4b (gene shrb). Gene Ontology annotation, cellular component: multivesicular body; cytoplasmic side of plasma membrane; ESCRT III complex. Gene Ontology annotation, biological process: vesicle budding from membrane; late endosome to vacuole transport via multivesicular body sorting pathway. The coding region runs from base 165 to 851 and encodes 228 amino acids. The transcript has 4 exons. The record is from RefSeq and is a predicted model, not a curated record. NCBI's taxonomy places the organism in Eukaryota, Metazoa, Arthropoda, Insecta, Diptera, Calliphoridae.